GAUUGUAUCUGCAAAUAGAUACAUUUCUGUGUGCCCUUCUCACCAUCUCGGGUCCCUCAUUAUCAGAAGACACCACAUCCCCGGGGCCGCAGAGAUACCGUUUAAUUGUGCGAACUGCUGCAGAGGCAGUCAGGAGAAAAAUCAACAGAGGACCAGGCAUUUCCAUAAAUUCUGCACAACUUUUUCCCACAGCAAAUUCGCCACUGUGCACUAAAAAUCUGUCGAGUGUUGGUGUUUUUUGCCUGCUGGAAAAGUUCCUCGUCGAAAUAAAGGGACGCGCGAAAGGGAGGUCCGACCAGGUGAAGUUGAGCCCAAUAUGAAUGUUAGAUUAAUGUGAAAGUAAAGUGUCUGGAAGGUCAGAUGACUUUCAGUGUUUUCCAUACAUUUUUCAUAGUGGUGUGUUCAUAGUGGAUUUCCUCUCUUGUGCAGCAACUCCAGAAAAUUGCUGUGAUGCCUCGUGGAAAAUUAAUCAGCAUUUAGAAUUGGGAAUUGCAAUCGGCCACUGGUGAGUGGAUGAAUGAAUUCGCCAGAGGACCACCGCGUCGAGACUCUGCGUCUGAAGUGAUUAAGAAGAGCAUCCGGAGGUCCUGGACAAUCUCAAGUCCUCAGAACGAAUAUUUGCCUCAUAUCCGAAACGGUGCUGAAUAUAGGAACUACUCGAGUUUGCCACCCAGCCAAGAGAUAAGCAACUAUCCAUCUCUCAUGCAACAUCAACUGUCAGCUCAAAUGCAGUUCAGCGGUGAUAAAGCUCAGGACUAUAUCGAUGAUGUCAAUUAUCAAGAUGUACCGCAGCAGCGGAGAAUACUAAGACAAUCCACGUUGCCAAAUCCCGAGGUGAACAAUUACUUCGGGAACAACAAUCUGCUGCCGCCUGGCUCGCCCAAGCAGCAACUCAGUCCGCAAUACAGUCCCUAUAACACAGACAAUGAGAACAUGAUGGACCUGUCGGACCAGGAGGUGCCGCCCGCCGCGGCACCGCCGCCGCGAUUCACAAUUAGACGCCAAUCGACGCUCCCGUGCCGGCCAAACGAACACCACGCCUCAGUUAAGUACUCAUCCACGAGUCCCAGUCGCAGUUUCAGCCGAUCGCCCGAGAAGAGCGACUCGGACCAGCCGCGAUGCCCACCCUUCAGAAGACAAUCAACCUUUCCCUCCAACUCUUCCGAACAACUCUACCCGCCCCAUCAGCAGCGUCCCAAACUCCUGCCCACAUCGCCCAGCCGACUCGUGUUCUCUAAGUCCCCGGACAGCUCGGGCGAGACCACGGAGCAAGCUGUGCGCUAUCAAAUGAUGAGACAAUCCACUCUGCCCAAUCCUGAGCAGCACAUGAAGUUGCUGCCGACGUCGCCACCGAAGAAGCAACUGUCGCCACAGUACAUGAAGCGAUCCCCAGAAUUUGCUCGGCAGAACACUCUCCCCAAUCCUGAUACUAUGACUUCCCUGUCCAUUCACCACGGCGCUAAGUUUCUUCCUAUUUCGCCGCGCCAGAAGCAGAACUUCCUCUUCCCGCAGCCACAGCACCCGAGACCUUUCCUCUCACAGCAGAACUUCCCCACUAUGGAGGAUCAGGGCUCCACCCAAUCCAUCGCCCAUCGCGAUCAGUCGAAGAUGAUCAAGGUGCGAAGUCACAGCAACGAGGAGUACAGCAACUCGAGGUCGUUCGCGCCACCCGAGGGUCGGCGCCUGCUCCCUGAGAUCCCCACUCGCCGGUCUCCCAGGGUAUCACCCAACAACUCUCUUUUCAGGCUAGUACGCCAAGAGCACGUCAAGGAGGAUCUCAUUCGAAGCAAUUCGGAGCAGAGAUCCCCCAUCAAACGUACCUUUGCAGAGGCCAAGCAGAAUCUCAUGGAGUCAUUCGAUGAGGCCUCCACGGGGCCCUAUGGCGAGACUCCGCCUCGCUACUCCGACUAUCCCGAUCACAGGCAGAUGUAUCUGGAGACGGAUGAGACCUACUUAGAGACCGCGUACGACGACUACGAGUCUGGCGAGCAAGGACGGUAUCAAGAUGAAGCGAAAUGCUCGGAAGAUAAGACCAAGGCGGUAAGGAGUGCUGGUCAUCCAGUACGGUCAACCGAGAGUUUCCUCAAUGACUCCUCGCCGGAGUACUUUCACCCAGACGAAUACAUCAGAACGGUGAAAAAGGAAAGAACACGCCGUAGGCGAUCGCGUGAAUUGAUUGAGCUCGAAUUGAUGAUGUCGUCUAACGAUGAGGAACCGGUAAGACCCAAACCAGAGACAAUGCGGUCAAUUAGCGAGGAUUCUGGAACACGUCCCGUUAAACCUGUUACCAGAAGGUCUCUUUCACAUCCUGAAAGGGGAGACGGCCAAAUCUUCAAGCGAUCCGAUACUGUGAAAGUUCCUAGCCCAAAGCCUCUGGCUGACUUGCUGGAGAAGCAGAAGAAGGAGAAACUAUCUAAGCUGCCAUCACCUCGUCGUAAGAAUUACAAAUCCCUCGAUUUGCCGGACUCAACACUAUCAGCCCCGAAGGCGGUUCCGCUGCAGAAGCGAGAUUCGCGCAGCCUGGAAGCUGUAAUGAAGACGGCGGCAAUGAGUGAGCGGCUGCGAAAUGCACUCGACGAUAACAAAUCCCAGUCGCUGGACGAGGGCAUUUUUAACGAAUCCGACGAGCGGAAGGCGAGCAUCUGUGAUGAGGAGAAGCGAAAGCUGCCAGAGCACAAAACAACAUUGGGCGAAGCAGAGAUUCAGAGCGCUGUUGAGGCGGCAGCCGUGAUUUUCAAGAAGGUCGUUCUCCAAAGACGCAACGCCAAGAAGGCGGCCGAGGAGGGAGGUGACACAUGUUCCGGACCGCGAAACAGGAAAUCCUCCCUCAUGCAGGAUGAUAUAUCAGACUAUGAGAAUUGCAGUGGCCUGAAGAUGCUCUACCCUGACACGGAUGAGUACAAAUUGGUGUUCAUAAGCUCAGAUUCGUCCAGCAAGGAGGAGGAGUUCGAGGAUAGCAGCUCCACGACCAGCUCAAUCAACACGAGACAUAGCUUUUCGCUGGAUGACUGUGACUGGGACUAUUUUGAGCCUGGUGUGGGCAGCAGGGCGAUUUUCAGGGACUUCUCAGUUUCCCCCUUCGAUUCGCCCAGCGUGAGGAGGAAGCACUUUAAGAGCUCUCCAAUGACUUCGCCAAUAUUCUACAGACGGGGCCUCACUGAAUCCCCCUUUAUGAUGAGACAGAGGCUCAGGGAGAGCGACACAGGGACGGAUGAGGAGCUCCUGGCGCACGCAGAGAGCUCGUCACCCACAAGUUCUGAUGGAUUUAUGAAUCAGGAGCUGGUCUUCAUGAGGAAUCACAACAGGAAGACGUGGUCCGAGUGCAGCGAUAAGGCGAAGAGCACGAAGAAGGAGUGCACAUGUGGAGGGACGACGGUCUUUGUCCCUAUUCCCGUCCUCAUUCCACCCAACUGGAAUCCCUCAGACUUGCUGGUGCAGCCCGAGGAGGUGGAGGAUUCGCUGGCAAAGCAGAAGCUGAAGGCUAUUCAGCAGCGCCAGGUGGACAUCUUUCAGCUGUGGAACAGUGCGGCGCUGGUGCACCAGCAGAAGGGCGAGGGAGAGACAGAUAGGCAUGAAACACAAGCACACAGAGCCGAGGGAGGCACCACAAGUGCGUCUGGUGUGUUUCGCAACACCGAACCCGGUCAGUGCGAUCGCAGCGAAGGCAGUACCGGUCCGACCGUCGAAGACUCAACAGCAGAGUCCAAAGCCGAGGCCCAAGAGGCCACUGAAGCGCGAGAUGGUGACGCGAGUGAUAAAGUGUUAACUCGCGAUAUUGUCGAGUCUGAUAAGGCCUUAUCGCUUGACGCUAAGCAGCGGAAGGUCACGAGGGACGCAGGGAGAGAGACACCUGCGGAAGGUGAUUCAAUUAGUGAGAGUGCCCAGACAGUGGAUGAGAGUGAAUCGCGCGACAAGGACAUGUUAUCCGUGGGCAAACUCGACACGCACGCGAGUGGGUAUCUGCAGUCGGAGAGCAUGUUCUCCUCCAGUGACUCUGACUCAUGCGACAGCGAUGAGGUGCGCAAUUUGGGGCCCAUCCACCGCAGUUACAACGUCACGGGGGAUGCCAGUGACAAUGAGGGUGACGGUGGAGUGAGUGAUGUGGGCCAGAGCGAUGGGAGGCACUCUGUGAGUAGUUCGGCACGCGAAGACCCCAGCUCUUCGGAAACGGAAGCCACAGAUAGUGAUGACACGGGAACUGUGGCGGAUCGUCGGCCCAAGUCAAAGAGAUUUUCGCGGGUGUUUGUGGUAAACAGGCGGGAUUCCUCGUCAGACUCCCAGAGCUCGGAUGGCGACACUGAGGAUUCCUCGGAUAAUGACACAGACACUGAAAAGGAUUGUGGGAUUAUCUUGAAUUACGUGAAAGAGAUUCCUGAUCAGGAGGAGGGCAGUGAAUCCAGUGAAUCUGACAGUGAGGAGAGUGAGAGUGAGCCAGAGGAAAUUAAUGAGGCGGGGGAUAAUUCUGUGAUACUGAAUUAUAUCCGGUGCCUGGAGGACGACGACAAUGACGAGACUCCGCGGAAUGUUGUUCUCAACUCUGUGAAGUUCUUCAGUGAGGAUGAAGUGUCUCCCCUGCUGGACAGCCUUGAGCCGCGCGAAGUCGGCGCGCAGAAUGCCAAUGAGGAGCCUCUGAGUGAGUCGGAGAGUGACUGUGCAGUGUCAGAGCUCGCCAGAAACUCUCAGACUGAUAAUAUUGCACAUGUGGCUGAUACAGAGCGCUCGGCCAGUGUCGCCAGUGCUGUGGCUGCGGUCGAAAGUGAAUGUUGUGCUGAAGCCAGUUUGGCGGGCGAUGAUGGAUCGCAGAGGUCGAGUGUCGCGAUAAGUCAUGAUUUGCCUGGAGAGGAUGAUUCCCAGAAACCACAAUUCGCGUCUGUGGUGGAGAAGUCCCACGGCGUGAGUGCAGAAACUAGUUUAGAACGGGAAGAGAUGGCAUGUGUGGAAACUGAAAGUGCAUCGAAUUCUCCACCAUCGGCACAGAGUGAUCGAGUCACAGACACAGCGACAUGCUCGGGUGAUCGCGACGCGAUCCCCACCACAGGUGAGAGCUCCGAACGCGACGAAGACACCUGUGAAAGUGGCGAAGGUGAUCGCGAUCGUGCAGUGGAGAGUGAACGGCCGAGCAGCACAGACGCCGCGCAAAAUGCUCCCGCGGGUGGGACAAAGUACACAAGUCUGGUGAUGAUCACGCAGGACACGCGGCCCGAGCCUGCAGUGAAUAUCGUUGCCACGGACACCACGCGGAUUGUGUCGGACGAGGAGUCUGAGGUGAUUGUGCAGCACACAAACUCCCAGGAGGAUGAUGGGUGCAGUGAUAACUCCCUAGCGGGCUACUUUAUGCGCGCACUGGGCGAGGAUGUGCCAAAAGAGCCGCGCCGGCGCCCCGUGAAGAUUGUGAACAGUGAGGAUCAGGACAAGUGCAGUGACGGUGAGGAGAAGAUGAGUGCCAGUGCGAUUAAGAGUGAGAGUGACGUCACCGUGGUUACGGGCGCGAAUACAUUAUCGGCGGUCAUCAGCCUAGAAGAGGGCCUGGCGGAUGAUGACUCUUGGGUGGAGGAGAUCAGCAACAAUGAUGAUGAGGAGUUUGGCGGUCACACUGCCACGGACUCGGAUAUGGACUCGGGUGAAGAGAUCACGCUAUCGUCCACGAUAGACCGUGAAGAGGAGCUCCGCGGGUACAAUCGCACAGCCAUCGACUUCACCCUGCACACCAUCGUGGAGGAGAGCUGCGAGGAGAGUGAGGUGGAGCAGUCGAGCAUGAAGAACAAGUAUCGCGUAUCGGCGUCAGAUCUGGAAAAGUACUUCUUUUACGGGCUGGGCGAUGGGAAGCCCAGUGCUGCGCCGGAGAAUCGCGAAGAUUCCCUAUCGGAGAGCAGCAGCAUUUGCAGUGAAGGCAUGGAUUCCCUCGGUGGACCCGAUGAUCAAAGUGUGGAGCCCAAUCCGGCGGCGGAUUUGACGGCAUCCCGCCUCGAAAAGUAUUUCCUUUCCGGCUUCAUGGGCUUCUCGGCUGAACAGGCAGACUCCGAUGGUAGUGGCAGUGUGGGCAGCGAUAGUGAAGGCAGACCGAGUCCUGAGCAACGGAGGAAGAAGCUGGUGAGGGCGAGAGGAUCUGGCAGAUCUCACAGCUCUUCCUUGGACAAUCUGCUGGCCAAGGAAGACAGUGCUGGUGACCCGCAGAUCAUCAACGACACAAAUGAUUCGAACGACUCCUCAGAGACGGACACCUGUGAUGAGAAUACUCUGACCACGGACAAGCCCGAUGGUCAGAGUGACACGAUGAAAAGGAAAAAACAGGGCAAAAAGCGAUUGGAUGAUCCUAAAGAGGAGAGUGACUUGUCUGAUGAGGAAGACAGGAAAACUCCCCAGCCAGAAUUCCUCUUGCCGCCCAAUAAUCUCGUGCAAUCCCGGAAGCAACACAGUCGCGACAGUGGCUUUGUCGGCAGCAAUGAUGACCUCCUCAAGACUGACGACUCCCUGAAGUCGGAGCUGAAGGUGGAAUUGGAGGAGAUUGAAGAGGAGAACAGGGCAGAGAUGAAGGAGACUGAGAGCUCAGAAAGUGCCACAAAAUCAACACCGCCAUCCGUGACGCUGACGCGGAAGGACAGCUUCAACAAUUGGAGUUCUGAUGAGGAAACAAAUGUGAUGAUGUCGAGGAUGAGGCAAUUCUUCAAGACGCUCGUAGCGGCGAGUGCCAAUGCCCAGAGUAUGUCCACAAAGGCAGCCCCCACCACGCUGGCGGAGAUGUCUGGUGAGUCACCAAAGAGUGGCACGCCGGUGGCAAAACCGCGGAACCGUAGCAAACCACCGCAAUUGGUGUACUUUGAGAGCGAACUCACGAGGCUCAUGAAGACUGUGCCGGGAAUAAAUGAUGAGCAAGUGAGGGAGAUUGUUGAGUAUCUGAGCAGUGAGGACACUUGGUCGGAUUCCUACGACUCCUCAGACUACACGAGCUCAGAUUUGGAGGGCGCGGGGAAGAAGCCCAAGAAGUCUGAGCUGCAGGAGCAAAUCUCAGCCAGUUGCCAGCAGAUUAUAAAUAAAUUCGACAGCACUGUUGAUCACGAUGAGGAGGGCGAUCGAGGGGAUGGAGGACUGCUAAUCGGGGACACGCCUGAGAAUCAAGGACUGAACAGAGAGACUGCUUUUGUCUAUCAGAAGUUGGUGGCAUCUUUCUCAAAGAUUGCAGCCGGCGAGGAAAAGCCAGCUGCGACGGGAUCUCCGCCAAUCUUUGCAAAAGUUAUUCACCAUAUCGGCAGUCGGUUGGUGGCUUUGAUGCAUGAGGUGAGCAGCGGAGAGUCCCACACCAGCUCCUCUCCUCGUGGAGCAGCAUCUCGUCAUCACAGACGCCUUCAGGCGAAGAUUUCAGCCACCACGACGGAGGAUGACGAUAGCACGUCUGAUAGCGCUAUGGAGAAGCCGGAAAAGAUUACCUUUGCCCACCUGCCGCGCAGUAAAUCGCACGAUUUGCUUCUGGGCGAAUCACGACCGCCUCACCAUCAGUCAAGCAGCGGAGUCAGUGACACGGCGGCGGAGGAAAAGGAGGCCAGCGAUUAUGAGCGCUUUUCCUGGCGAGGGAGUUUUGAAUCCGCCCUUCUGGCCAACGGCGACUCCCGCACGAAGCUCACCCUGCUUGAUCACUCAUCAUCGGCCAGUGCCUUGGCCGCCAAAAGACGCUCCGCUGGGGAUCUGCUGUUUAACCAGAAGAGUCUCAGUCGCGAGCAGUUGGAUCGCGUGAGAUCAUGUGGAAGUAUAGGAGGUGGGAUGGACCACGAAAUCGAGGGAUCGAAGCUCUGGGGAUCGUCCACGAGCCAGAAGAGUGCCCGCCGACGCUCAAGUGUGCCAGAUGCCGCCUGCGACUCAGACAAUGACUCAUCUGAGGAUGAGCGGAGAUUCGCCACGCGCUCAACACUGCCACGAAGUCUGCAGACCACAACCUCGAGCAGCACCAACUCCCUGCCUCGGCUCUCCACAUCCAAUCUGACCAGCUCAUCGAAGCAGCACAGCGUCUACCACUUCCUGCAGAACAAUGUCAAGAGUGCGCGAUAUCGUGCUCCCGGCUUCACUCGUCCCAGUUCCGUAUCGAAGAAGGCCCUUGCGGCUCCUGGUGUGCAGCACCAAUCCCUGACGUCGAUGUACCAGCGCCGGGAUGGGCGUCGCAAGGUGCAAAAUGUUCACAGUGUCGAUGAAAACGCAAUUUCACCGGAAGCUGCACCAACACCGCCCGUGAACGUGGGCAAGAAUGUCAGGAGUGCAGGUCCAACUAGUCCUGCGGGAUCGCGCGGAUCCGCGUCAAGUGAUCCAUGGCCAUCGCAGUCGGACGAGGACAUCGAUCGUCUCGUGGCGCUGCACCAGAACAGGCACAGCCUCAGCUCGCUCGGGCUGCGAUCCGAUUCAAUGGCGAGUGUCUAUUCUGGGGCUGGAGAGGGUCGCUAUGGCACUGUGGUCGUCAAAGGCAACAUCGAGUUCGGGAUGCAAUACAACUACAAGCAGAACGCUCUCGAGAUUCACAUUGUACAAUGCAAAGAACUGGCGGCUGUGGAUGGCAAGAGGAACCGCAGUGAUCCCUACGUGAAGGUGUACCUGCUGCCGGACAAGUCAAAGAGCGGCAAGAGGAAGACGAAAGUGAAGAAGCACACCCUCAACCCCUUCUUCGACGAGGUGCUCAAAUUCCACAUGUCCAUCAGCAGUCUGGAAUCCCGCACGCUGUGGCUCACCGUCUGGCACUCGGAUAUGUUUGGCCGCAAUGAUUUUCUGGGCGAAGUGCUAAUCAAUCUACAGGGAAAGAUGUUCGACAAUCCCCAGCCACAGUGGUAUCAACUGCAGGAGCGGAGUGAACCAUUCGACGAGCCGGCAGCAUAUCGUGGUGACAUAAUUGUCGGACUGAAGUUUGUACCACCGGAUUCUGGCUACAAUUCUAGCGGCAGCAUGAGGAAGUUUAGCAAAUCCUCAAUCACGUCGCGCUCCUCGAACACCUCCACCAAGGGCCAACUGCACGUGCUGGUGAAGGAGGCGAAAAACUUGAUGCCAGUGAAGGCGAAUGGCACGUGCGAUGCGUUCUGCAAGAGCUAUCUCUUGCCGGAGAAGAGUCGCAGCUCGAAGCGCAAAACCGACGUUAUCAAACGAACUGUUAAUCCCGUGUGGAAUCACACAAUCGUAUACGAAGAUGUUACGCUCCAGGAACUAUCUGAGCGAGCCCUCGAACUGACGAUCUGGGAUCACGAUCGACUUGCCAGCAAUGAAUUUCUGGGUGGCGUGCGCUUCUCCCUAGGAACAGGCAAGCACUAUGGCAAGGCCGUGGAGUGGAUGGACGCUACCGGCAAAGAGCUCUCUUUGUGGCAGAGUAUGCUGAAUCGUCCCAACUUCUGGGUGGAAGGCUGUCUAGUGUUGCGCUCAUCAAUUGACACAGCACGCAACUCAUUAUAGUCACAAAGUGAUUAAUUGGUCAUUUUUGCGCGAGUUUUCGCUUUUGGAAUUUCUUGUUGAUAAUAUUGUGGGUUUUAUGCAGAGAAGGGAGUCUUUUUGAAUGAAAAAAAAACUGGUGUCAGUUCAAAGGCACCAGCAAUUGUACUCUUUAAAGUGGUGUUUUUCAACAUUGAAGAAUAUAAUAAUGGUUAAUUGAAGAGAAGUUUGAUAAGCGAAACACAUCUAUUAUGAAAUUGUUCACAUUGAUCGUGAAGUUUUCUUGUGAUCAAGAGUGAAUCUUUGCGGUUUUUCACCCUCGAGUCUAUUUUAUCCAUAGGCCCUUGAGGGAUGUUUUUAGCGGGACAGAUUUUAAUAAAGACAAGAAAGAAUUACACAACAUUUAAUGAAUGAAUUGAACUUUGGUGUUGAUAUUAGCCGUUUAUUGUGAAACAUGUGUUUCUGCACACAUAUAAACUGAUAAUAAUUCUAAAGUAAUUACAUGCAGAAAACUAUUUAUUGAAUAUCACACAGAGAGACAGAAAAAAGAGAAGAAUCAAGAGUUAUUGUGUAAUAGAGAAUAAAGCAAACAUUAUAUUCAAUGAAUUAUAUUCCUUGCAAUUUAAUCAACAGAUAAUAUUCUGAAGAGUGCAAAAGAGACACAACACAAAUGUUAAUAGAUCAUAUUUCUUCGAGAUUUGCCGAAAUGAACACUCACACGCUCUAGUGACAGAGAGAAUUGUUAGAUUUAACAGAGAAAGUACAUAUAAUAGUAAUAAAUACCAAGAACUCCUAAAUAGGUAUGCUUACAAUUCAAUAUGAUACGAAAUUGCCACAAUAAUAAUUAUUGUGAUUGCUUGACAUUCCAUUUUCUUGCGUAUUUUUGGUUUAAGUGAAAAUAUGAUUAAGAGAAGCAGACAUGUUACAUAUUUACUUUAUCAUAUUAACUAAGGAACUACUUGAAAGCACAAUUAGUCAACCAUUUAGUACGUCUGUGAGCAUCCAAAAACAAACUACUACUGCAAUUGUGUAUUUAUUGCAUUGCUAAUUAAGUAUAUAAUAUAUAUGGUAAUUUCGCAAGAAUCAAAAGAUGAAAGAUUAAAUCAUAAAUAUAGAAAAAAAAUAUAUUUUCACUUCCUGCAAUAAUAGUCACCCAAGGGAGCGACAUAGAUGCAAAAAGAAAGGAAAUUGACAAUGAAGCGUAGAAGAGAAUUCUUUGCCGUAAUAUAUUCUCCUUUAAGCUAUUUUUUCUUAUAAGAAAUUGUGUGUUGUAAUCGACGAAAAUAUAGGUUCUUUAGGACUUUACAACGUAGAAAACUUUUCUCUGUAUUGAAGGAAACUUUAGGAAUGUUACUCAAGUUUAAAAAAAAAAGUUGGUUUCACAUUCUACAUAAUAUUGUCGAUAGACUCGAUAUAGCGUUCUUUGAAAAGUUUUAGCAAGACGAUGAAAAAAGUGAGAAUUUGAGGCGUUUCAAAAGUGAAGAUGAAAUUUUUUUCGGAGUAUAAGAAACACACGAAACCUUCCACUAAAUCGUGAUACUAUUUUAUCUAUACAUAUUUACAUGCAUAUAUGUAUCUCUAUGAUUAAACUUAUAUACACAACUUAGAAAAGAAAGAAAAAAAACUCAUUGUAAUUUGUUUCUUUUUCAUCAAACAAGCAUAAUAAGAAGAGAAGAACCUUUUCUAUGCAUUAUAAAGCUUCGAGCAUUGAAAUGCGGUGCCCUUUCGAAAGGAAAAAUGUCUAUCGUUGAAGAGGAAAAACAAUUAGCGAAAGAGGAGAGAAGACAAUGCAUAUUGAUAUUAGUUCUUAAGAGUGUAUUUGAAUGAUAUACGGUAAUAAAAAAUAGAAAUUUUUAAUGAUA
Molecule: messenger RNA, 11255 nt
Organism: Phlebotomus argentipes
Lineage: Eukaryota; Metazoa; Arthropoda; Insecta; Diptera; Psychodidae
Gene: btsz
Exons: 14
Coding region: 514-9417 (2967 amino acids)
Biological process (GO): exocytosis
Cellular component (GO): exocytic vesicle; plasma membrane
Molecular function (GO): neurexin family protein binding
Source: RefSeq, a predicted model, not a curated record